Ziziphus jujuba (common jujube) is the source of this 2386-nucleotide messenger RNA. Its product is annotated as WEB family protein At2g38370. The record is from RefSeq and is a predicted model, not a curated record. The transcript has 2 exons. Bases 364 to 2145 code for a protein of 593 amino acids. Lineage: Eukaryota; Viridiplantae; Streptophyta; Magnoliopsida; Rosales; Rhamnaceae.
UCUAACAUUCUUAUGGUUAUUUCCGUAAAUUCGUUAAAAACCAAACUCUUUAACACUUUUGAGUUUCAUCGAUUGUUAUUUACUUAUUAUUAUUAUUUUAUUUUCAUUUCUCUACCAGUUUUUGAGCGUCUCUUUUCAGUCUGGUUUCAGAACCUGUUCUUAAGGCUGUAUCAAUACGGUACGCUUACUGUUCAAAAACUCUUUUCUUUAUAGAGAGGAGUUGGUUGCUUUGUGGGUCUAUUGUUUGUUUGUCUGUUUCUCUGAAUCUCAAAGUAAAACCCCCUCCAACCAAACAAAUCAUUUUUUUCUCAGCUAACUUCUUUGCUUUUUCUAUUUUUAUUUUUUUUAACUGUUAAUACAUCAAUGGGGGAACCCUUAGAUUGCGGAUCUGGAGGGGUCUUGAGUGUACAUGAAGGAGCUGAAACUGGUACCAAUGGAGUGUUUGAUUUGGGUGUGAAAAUGGGUACGGAUAAGAGUGGGAGUGAAGUGGGUCGGUGCAUGAAUAUGGAGAGAGGUUUUAGAGCUGAGAUCGAUACUUCGGCGCCGUUUGAGUCCGUGAAAGAAGCUGUUAGUCGUUUUGGUGGUGUGGGUUACUGGAAACCACCCUCCUACACCAAGCUUCCUGAACCUGAGCAUGACUCAGAAGAGGUUGACAUUUCAAAACUAGAGGAGGAGGCAGUACAUCUGGAGACAGAUCUGAUUGUCAAAGAAAGGGAGACAUUAGAUGUUCUAAAAGAUCUGGAGAAAACCAAAAAGGUCAUUGAAGAAAUGAAACAGAAGCUACAGAAAGAAGCAUCCGAAGUCAAUCUGACACUCGAGGCACAUGUAGGUGACAGUAACAUGAUUCCUGUGGACAACGAUGCAAACAAGGAAAACUGUGUGAAUGAAAGUGGUCAUUGUACUUCAAUAGAAAGCGUGAACCCCUGCCCUUCUUCAGCUCCGGGUUUAAUCUUAAUGGAACUGAAACAGGCUAAGUUGAACCUUAACCGGACUACGAAUGAUCUUGCUGAUAUUCGAACUUCUGUUGAAACAUUUAACAAGAAGUUAGAGAAGGAAAGGGUUGCACUUGAGAAAACUCGAGAGAGGUUAACUUUGAAUACUUCCAAAAUAUCAUCUCUUGAGGAGGAGCUAAACCAAACAAAGCAAAAGCUACACUUGGCAAAGGAUGCUGAAAUUAAAGGUGUCUCAGAAUAUCCAUUAGAUAUUACAAAGGAGCUCCAACGCUUGAGUGCCGAGUUAGAGCAGUUUAAAAAAAUGGGAGAAGCUGCAAGAUUGGAGGUUUUGAGAGCUACAUGUGAGAUCGAACAGACAAAAACUAAGAUAAAAACAGCUGAAAUUAGGUUGGUGGCUGCUAGAAAAAUGAAAGAGGCAGCUAGAGCAGCUGAAGCUGUUGCUUUUGCAGAGAUCAAGGCUCUGUCAAACCAUGAGAGCGUAUCAGGAGAACCUAAUCAAAUGCAAGUAAUCACUCUUUCGUACGAGGAGUACUCAUCUCUGACUCGCAAAGCUCGAGAUGCUGAGGAGCUAUCUAGGAAAAGAGUAGUAGAUGCCAUGCUUCAGGUUGAUGAUGCAAAUCUAUCAAAAGUGGAAGUUUUGAAAAGGGUAGAGGAAGCAACUGAAGAAGUGAAAACCAGUAAAAAGGCGUUGGAAGAUGCUCUGAGCAGAGUGGAAGCUGCAAAUAAGGGAAAGCUAGCAGUUGAAGAGGCUCUUCGCAAAUGGAGAUCGGAGAAUGGUCAAAAAAGACGUUCUGUCCAUAACUCCACCAAGUUUAAGAACUCUUGCCCAUCUCACCACCGAAGAGAUUCCCGUCUACUUGAUGUGAAUGGACUGAAUUUGGUCACUGAUGGUCCAACACCUGUUUUGAAGCCAACACUAUCCAUUGGACAAAUACUAAGCAGAAAAUUGCUUCUGCCAGAGGAAGCUGAAUCAGGAGGGAUACCGCAGAAAAGCUCCGUGAAACGGAAGGUGUCGCUGGGUCAAAUGCUUAGUGAUCAAAAUGGUGAUUUACCAUCUUCUUUGAAAUUUGAGAAAGAAAACGUCCACAAGCAUUUCUCUGCCAAGAGGAAGAAGUUUGGAUUCGCCCGGUUCUCGCUGCUUCUGACAAAACAGAACAAGAAAAAGAAGAAGGGAACUUUGAACUUGAGGUAAAUUCAAAGGAUCAAUGGUUGAUCUUAAUCAGGCUCUGACCUCUAAUUGCUUCUUUUUCCUUCAUUUUUUUGUUUUUUUUUUCCCAUUCUCAACCCUCUUUGCUUGUUCCUAAUUAGAAUUAUCUCUACUUAGGCUUAUAUCGAAUCCUGCAUCUGUUUAAUAUUUAUCAUAUUUAGGCUUGGUUGUAAAAAUGUGUGUUUAUAUUAUAUAUAUAUAUAUAUAUACUGUGAGACUUUUCCUC